GAGGUAUACAGAAGUCACUUUAUAAUUUUAAUAUAUAACAUUCAGUCGCUUUACUUUAAGAAAGUCGAUACGCUGAUCAUAGAAAAUUCACUCAAUCAAUCGUUGCCUCAAUUAUGGCCCUCCCAAUAGACACAGUCCGGUCACUCAUGCAGGCAGCAGACGCUGUGUGCUUUGAUGUGGAUAGCACAGUAGUACAGCAUGAGGGAAUAGAUGAAUUGGCAGCUGUAUGUGGUGUAGGCGAGGCAGUUGCUGCGUGGACGAAGAAGGCUAUGGAAGGGAAUACUCUAUUUCAGGACUCGCUGAAAGCUAGACUAUUUUUGAUUCAACCAUCGAAGAAGGAUAUUGCAAAGUGCUUGGAACCCGGGCUAGGUUUAACGACUGGUGUAAAAGAACUUAUUCAGAAAAUGAAAGAUAGUGGUAAGGAUGUAUAUCUGGUGUCUGGUGGAUUCAGGCAAAUGAUCUACCCCGUUGGCGCAGAGGUGGGCAUACCUGAGGAUCACGUGUAUGCCAAUAACAUUCUAUUCGAUGAUAAAGGCGACUACGCCGGGUUUGAUGACACUGAGCCUACAUCCCGCACUGGCGGAAAGCCCAAGGUCAUCCAGGAACUAAUUGCAAAAGGUCAUAAAAAAUGUGGUUAUGAUCGGUGACGGCGCUACAGAUAUGGAAGCAAGACCUCCCGCGUCUCUCUUUAUUGGCUUCGGUGAGCACAAUCAACGAGCCAAAGUAGAGGCUGGCGCUGACUUCUUUGCCAUGAGCAUGAAGGAUAUAAGUAAUUUACUCUAGUUCAAAUGUAUUAACCAUAGCUUGAAUCAUUCUGCGUGCAAGAUAUGUAUUUGCUGGAAUCUUGACUGUGGGAUGCACAUACUGCACGAAAUCAGUAGUAACAAACAUGGAAUCAGCGCAUCCCGUAUAGUAGUCUGCCGAUGUUAACAUGUGGUGUCGGUGGCGCCUUUAAAUCUAGAAAUGAAUAGAGUAAUUAGAAAAGAAUGGUGGGUAGUAGCGAAUAAACUGCUGCAUACACAUGACCGGUCGGCUUCCAGUGCACAAAAGUUGCUUACAUCGUCUUCCGGAAUAUAUGCACAAAUCAU
Molecule: messenger RNA, 1088 nt
Organism: Sphaeroforma arctica JP610
Lineage: Eukaryota; Ichthyosporea; Ichthyophonida
Product: phosphoserine phosphatase SerB
Exons: 3
Coding region: 114-647 (177 amino acids)
Biological process (GO): L-serine biosynthetic process; dephosphorylation
Cellular component (GO): cytoplasm
Molecular function (GO): magnesium ion binding
Source: RefSeq, a predicted model, not a curated record